Messenger RNA from Vollenhovia emeryi, 4104 nucleotides. RefSeq names its product OTU domain-containing protein 4-like. The coding region runs from base 251 to 3064 and encodes 937 amino acids. The record is from RefSeq and is a predicted model, not a curated record. The transcript has 15 exons. Gene Ontology annotation, molecular function: cysteine-type deubiquitinase activity. Gene Ontology annotation, biological process: protein deubiquitination. Lineage: Eukaryota; Metazoa; Arthropoda; Insecta; Hymenoptera; Formicidae.
UUGGGGGGGCAGGAAGAGGGGAAGGUACCGAAAGAUGUGACGCAUUACGCCGACUGCGUUUCGAACAAAGGCGAAUGGCCGUCGUCUUGCGAGGCUCGUGGUGCCGUUUUGUCGAGGGAGCGGGUGGAGAACAGCAAGAAAAUAAGAAGAGGUAGCUAUUUGAACUCUGUUCUGAACAGGAUAAAGUAGGCGAAUGAAAGAGAAUAUUUUCUAAUAUCUGACAUAGCGGAAACACAAUAUCGAAAGGGAGAUGUCGAGACGGACGCAGGAGCCAGUGGACCAAUGGCUGGCGAAGGAGGGUUACUUUAGGAAAGCUACUCCCAGAGAUCCUACCUGCUUGUUCAGGGCGAUCAGCGAACAAGUGUACCAUACGCAACACUAUCAUCUACGGGUAAGAAAAGAAUGCACGGAGUUUAUGAAGAAAAAUAAACACUUGUUCGUGGACUCUGUGCCCGUGUCGUUUGAUUACUAUAUUAAAGAGAUGCAGUGUUUCACGGAGUGGGGUGGCUUGAACGAGAUUCUCGCCAUGUCUCUACUGUACAAGAGAGACAUAAUCAUGUUCGUUGGAGAGAAGCAGAUGUGCGAAAACGUUACCAAUAAUGGCUUUAAGAAAGGCGUAAUGCUGCUUUGUCAGACAGAGCCGAAGCAAUACGAGCCCGUUUAUCCGAUGGCUUUUGUACAAUCGGCCGCGUACUGCCAAUCUAUCGUUUAUGAAGUUGUAUAUAGGUAUAUGUAUCAAAUACCUAACAUAAAGACUGUUGCGGAUAGAAUGCUGCACGAUCGAACUCCCACACUUAGACAUGACAAAUUUUUCCAGAAGGGAAAUCUCGACAUUAGGGAGCAAUUGAUUGAAGAUUUAUACAAAAAGGUAAAAACUGAACGUAGUGACACGGACGACGUGCAGACAGGUUGGAAGGGAGCGCCACCUAUUCCUUAUAAAGUUGCAAAAGCGCUGUCUCCCGAUUAUUAUCGCAAUAUAGAGUUAGAUAUAUGGCAUGAAUUGAAACGAGAGGUAAAGUCUGCAGGAUGGAACAGGUACAACAGUAAUGAGCUUCAAGUUGGCGGCAAAUGUCUGAUACAGAUUAGUAUAAACGAUCUGGAACAAUGCGAUAGAAACAACAACAAGAAUGUACGCGUUAAUUUACCGGAAUGUGGUACUAGCGAGACUAACAAUAAAAUUGAUCAAAAAUUGAAGCAGGGACCUCUUUGGCUUCACGGUUACAUCCAGGAGAUGAACACGGAGAAGGAGCCGGUUCUAGUCUUCAUCAAAGAUCUGGGAGAGAAAAAAUUUGUUCCAUACGAUGCUCUGAAGCCAUUACCUUUAAUAAGAAAAAAUAGACAACAAAAGAAUUGGAUACCGAUUAAUAAAAACCAUUCGGUUGCUCCAGAUUCAAGUCGACGAUGGAAAAGAUCAUACAAUUCUUUCUCGCGAAAGAGAAAAGGUGCCAUAACUAUCAAAAAUGAAGCACCAAAUAAUACCGUCAAAAAUGUAUUGAUAAGUAAUAAUAAUGACGGUAAUAAUGACGUCGAUAAUGUUAGCAUCGACAAUAAUAAUAAAACCGACUUCGACGAACAUCCCGAUAAACUUCCUGAAGAAAUAGAUCAAAGUCAGACUGAGAGUCAUUCUAUAGAAGAUCUUUCUAAUUGUGCGACAAAUGAGGAGGCUAAUGAUCUUCCUACAACAGCUACACUUGACAAUUCACAAUCCGUAGUGUCAAGUAACGUAACACAGGAAAUAGCGGAGAGGCGCAAAAAACCUGAUGCAGUAUUUAAAAGGGUGAACAAUACUGCAAGAUAUAAGACUGAUAAAUACAACAACUUUGGUAACAGUCUUCAGAAUUCAAGCUUGAAAUUAAAAGUAUUAAGCGAGACUUAUUGUUCACCUUACAAUGGUAACGCGCGAAUAAACAUGUGUAACAAUCCAAAUGUGUCGUAUGUUGCGCCGGAUAACAACAUGUAUCCCUAUUAUCCAUACAUGCCAGGAAAUUUCUCAAUAAAUGGCGAGCACAACGCAAAUCAAAUAGAUCAUCCAUUUGCAUCAAAUUUGUUUUAUAAUUUGCAUCUGCGUUUAGAGGAUUCUUUCCAUACUUUAAAUCCAACUUAUUACGGGCCGAUGAUAUAUGGACCGAGUCAUCAAGGGGUACAAUCAUUGGCUGCACCAUCGAAUGCUCCUGUCCCAUGUACACAAGAGGAUGUAGACCGUCUUGUUAAUGACAUGCAAAAUUGUUCGUUAGCAUGCAAUGAGGGAGCAGAUGUCAGUGCUGAGAUUUCUAACGCUUCGCAUUUGAACACCAAUAAUGUGCGAAAUGCAAGACAACCGAAACAAGGACCAAAGAACUUGAACGGGAAUGACUCUUAUCAGACUCAGCCGAAAGGAAGGCAAACUGGAACUGUUAAAGGGAAUAAGAUACGAAGCCGUCAGCAAAAUCCUCGCGGAGCAACAUACAUGCAGUAUCCAAGUGUUCAAUAUGGAGCACCGAAUGGUCCUAUAAAUCCGUAUGACAUGCAAAGACACGACGUGCACGUGCCACAGUCGCAGCAGCAGCAUCACUGGGAUCCGAUGUCGCAUCAGAUAGCACCUGUGGGAGCCGGCCUGGCAAAUGGUUACGCACCGGCGCAAUAUACAGGCCCGAUAUUUCCAUAUCACGAGCUUCCACCGUACUACGCGAACGAAGGCAACUCGGGGAGUCCCCCGUACUACGUAGGAAGCAAUAGUUACGUACCCGUACCGUAUUUAUCGCCUCAGAACGUCGAUGCCACUGAGAUUGCAGCUGCACCUCCGCCGUAUCCGCAACACUUCUUUUCCACAAAUGAAGCUUAUCCGCCAGGUCACUCGCCAACCAAUGUCCAACCGUUGAUGUACUCGCAGCCAAUUAUGUAUCCGCAAUCGAUGCAGUAUCACGCUGUGCCGCCGCCGUCGCCACUUAUACAAGAGCAAUGGAAUCCGACGUUGGGGCUACAACCUCCUUACGUUCCCCAAUGCGUAGCUCCGCCCCCAGGUCCAGCCCCGAUCGCAGAACCGGCCCUUAACGGACAAUGUACCGUCCCGAAAGGUUUACUUUAGAUUAGGUAUCUUUUGAAGACAAUAACCUGUCAUAGUUUAUAGAUUAUUAUAGGUUGCUGUACGUUCUUUUUUUCUUUUUCAUGGAGGAACCGUCAUUUUUUUUGUAAGAUCUCUGUUGCAGUAAAACUUGAAAGUAUUAAUAGUUAACAACGUUAAGCGUGGCCUACAAUGGCAGUAGGAGUAGUGGAUUAAAGAAGUAGGCGUUAGACAUAGGCUGUAGGAUUAAGGUCCCUUUAAGGAUUAUAAUGAGCUAAUCAGUGUUAACCAAUGUUAUUACACAAAUGUUACCGUUGUUGGUGAAUAUGAAUGUGCGAAGAAUUGGAUUUGUGUUAUUUAUAUUAUUAUGGAGCCAGCUCUUGACUCUUCAAUGGUGUAUUAUGCAAACGAAAAGAUCUAUCGGUCGGAGGUGGUGGGUUCGGCCUGUGAACAGGCGCAAACGAGAUCAGGGUUUCAACUUUAACCUAUUUCGUGAACUGAUUAUCAGUGGCUGAGAGUAAGGGAGUAGGUCGUACGAAAUGGAAUUGAACCAUUUUGCUUACAGCCUUACUCUACGCCUGCUACACUGGAAACACGAGCUUACUCCGACGUCUUACAGCCUUAAUCCACUACUCCUACUGCCAUUGUAGACCACGCUUUAAAGACUAAGAAUAGCUAUAAGACCGAAUCUCUCCGUUGUAGUAAUUUGUAUAAUUAUCACUACUUACUAACUUACUAAUUAGAUGAUGUGAUAUUUACCGCAAUAAAAAUUAGAAUAAGACUUAACAAUUAAUGAUUAAAGAAUUUAACUGUUCUAAAAGAAAAAAGCGACUAUGAAGUAAAGUAUAUAAUUGUUGACUACUUGUGAUUCUUAUUACAAGUCGACGAGACUGCAAUGACUUCAAAGUUCUCUAUAAGUACAACGCUCCGUUAGAGCAAAAUGUACAAAAUUCACUAUCUUCGUGGAUUGUGCAAACUAAUUUAAUGCAUUUCAUUAGUUUGCACAAUCCACGAAGAUAGAGUGAAUUUUACUGCAACAGAGUUCUUACAAAAAAAAUGACGGU